This is a messenger RNA of Pungitius pungitius (ninespine stickleback), 5649 nucleotides long. RefSeq names its product ADAM metallopeptidase domain 22 (gene adam22). Lineage: Eukaryota; Metazoa; Chordata; Actinopteri; Perciformes; Gasterosteidae. The transcript has 31 exons. Gene Ontology annotation, cellular component: postsynaptic density membrane. Gene Ontology annotation, molecular function: metalloendopeptidase activity. The record is from RefSeq and is a predicted model, not a curated record. Gene Ontology annotation, biological process: proteolysis. The coding region runs from base 248 to 3013 and encodes 921 amino acids.
CUCCCUCCUCCACGCCUCCCUCCUCCGCGCUGCUGAUGUCGCGGGGUGUCGGUGCGCUCAGACGCGCUCGGCGUUCGGACUCGUAAGGACACCGAUGGCCGCGAACCGGCGGCACUGCGCUAACCAGACGAGCAGCCCGGGCUUCAGGCUCCCCUAGCGACGGCAGGACCCCGAGGGCCUGCUCCUGGAAUACCGCAUUGUUUUGUUUUUUUAAUCAUUUACCAAAAAAAAAAAACCCAGAACGGGAAUGAUGCUGAUGAUGCGCCCGCGAUGGUGGAUUUCCCUUUUGUGCGUCUGUGGGUUGAUGCACGUCGGUCAUCAGAGCAGCCCCAAAGCCCCAAACGGAGACGCCUCGUCGAGCUUGAAGGCGCUCCGCGACGCGGGCAGGUUCGUCGGGAAGGAGGACACGGUGCCUCUCCGCCUGCUCUACAGCCCGCACAACCACAGCCAGAUCCCGGAGGACGAGCUCAGCACCCGGGUGAAAGCCGGCGGCUCCACGCAGGUGAACCACGUGGCCCAAGCAAGCUUUCAAGUUGACGCUUUUGGCAGAAAAUUCCUCCUGGACGUGGAACUGAACCAUGAUCUGCUGUCAUCGGGGUAUGUGGAGAGGCAUUUGUCAGAGAAAGGAAGGACUGUCGUCACCAGUGGAGGAGAGCACUGCUACUACCAGGGGAAGCUCAGGGGCGUUCCUCACUCCUUUGUGGCUGUCUCAACCUGUCACGGAUUGUAUGGGAUGUUUUUCGAUGGCAACCACACCUACAUGAUUGAACCUGGAGGACAGGGCAACAGCAACGGAGAUGUUCGCGUUCACAUGAUAUACAAAUCUGCAGGGCAUGAGGGAUUGAAUGAUCUCCUCAAUGGUGAUUUUCCCGAGCCGCCUUUCCCCAGUCCUCCUUUUCCCGGGUCCAGAGUUGUUCACAGGAGAAAUAAGAGACAGGCUCCAUAUGUGUCACGCAACGUGGAGGAUGAGAACAAAUACAUUGAAUUGAUGGUGAUCAAUGACCAUUUAAUGUACAAGAAGCAUCGGCUUUCCGUUGGACACACAAAUAACUAUGCUAAGUCAGUGGUCAAUAUGGCUGACAUGAUUUUCAAGGAACAGCUUAACACAAGGAUUGUGCUGGUCGCCAUGGAAACCUGGUCAGCUGACAACAAGUUCAACAUUGACGACGACCCCAUGGUGACGCUGAAGGAGUUCAUGAAGUAUCGAAAAGACUUCAUCAAGGAGAAAUGCGACUCUGUUCACCUCUUCUCGGGGAAUCGUUUCCAUAGCAGCUGGGGAGGAGCUUCCUAUAUGGGAGGAGUUUGCUCUCUGACCAAAGGAGGGGGGGUCAAUGAGUACGGGAAAACCGAUGAGAUGGCCAUCACCCUCGCUCAGUCUCUGGGACAGAACAUCGGCAUCUUCUCUGACAAGAAGAGGAUCCUCAACGGCGAGUGCAAGUGUGACGACCGUUGGUCGGGCUGUAUCAUGGACGAUGUUGGUUUCUACCUGCCCAAGAGGUUCUCCGAAUGCAACGUGGAGGAGUACCACAACUUUCUGAACAGCGGAGGAGGAGCCUGCCUGUUCAACAAACCUCUGAAGCUUUUGGACCCUCCGGUGUGUGGAAAUGGCUUCGUGGAGCCAGGAGAGGAGUGUGACUGCGGCAGCCCACUGGAGUGUGCCAGAGAGGGGGAGGCCUGCUGCGACAAGUGCACCCUGACCCAAGGGUCCAAGUGUAGCAACGGACUCUGCUGCAACAAAUGCCAGAUGGAGUUCAUGGGAGUCGUGUGCAGAGAUUCGGUCAAUGACUGCGACAUCCCAGAAAACUGCACGGGCAAUUCCAGCCAGUGUCCACCAAACGUGCAUAAAAUGGAUGGCUACACAUGUGAAAAGGACCAGGGUCGCUGCUUCAACGGAAGGUGCAAAACCAAAGACAGACAGUGCAAGUACAUUUGGGGAGAGAAGGCAACAGCGGCCGACAAGUUCUGCUACGAGAAGUUGAACAUCGAAGGCACCGAGAAAGGCAACUGCGGCAAGGACAGGGACACCUGGAUCCAGUGUAACAAACAAGACAUUCAUUGUGGGUACCUGCUGUGCUCCAACAUCUCGCCUGCCCCGCGCCUGGGAGAGCUGCAGGGAGGGCUGACCUCCUUCUCAGUGGCCCGGCACAGCGCUUCUCUUGACUGCAGCGGCGGCCACGUGCUGAUCGACGGAGACACGGACCUGGGAUACGUCGAGGAUGGGACCGCCUGCGGGACGGACAGCAUUUGUUUCAGCCACAAAUGUCUCCCCAUCCAACAGUUCAACUUCAGCACCUGUCCCGGGACCACCGACAAGAUCGUCUGCUCUGGACACGGGGUGUGCAGCAGUGAGCUGAAGUGUGUGUGUUACCUGGGGUGGGCGGGAGAGGACUGUAACUCCACGUCGCCUCUCAGUUACCUCGUGGUCGGACCCACGGCUUCAGUCUCAGGUAUCCGCAGCACCAACAUCAUCAUCGGGGCCAUCGCGGGCUCCAUCCUCGUGCUCGCCCUCGUGCUCGCCGCUACGGCCUGGGGUUACAAGAGCUACAAACAGAGGUGCUACGUUGAGUCUGAAGUCCAUCGAAGAUUCUGCCGGCAAAUGCCCCCAGGUGACUAUGUAACAAAGCCUGGGGAUGCAGACUCAUUUUACAGCGACAUGCCUCCAGGUGUCAGUACGAACUCUGGCUGCAGCUCCAAGAAGAGAUCUAAUGGACUUUCCCACUCGUGGAGCGAGAGAAUCCCAGACGCCAAACACAUCUCCGACAUCUGUGAAAACGGGCGACCGAGGAGCAACUCCUGGCAAGGAAAUCUGAGCGGUAAUCGUAAGAAGCUGAAAGGAAAGAAGUUCCGCGCUCGCUCCAACUCCACAGAGACCCUUUCCCCCGCCAAGUCUCCCACUUCCUCCACAGGAUCCAUUGCAUCGAGCAGGAAGUACCCUUACCCCAUGCCCCCUCUCCCCGAUGACCCGAGGAAAGCCAGCAGGCAGAGCGCCAAGCUGUGGGAGACCUCAAUAUAAGCCUUCUCACCCACCCAGUUCUCAAGGAAAUACACUCGUCUCUCCUUUUCUACGAAUGAAAAACAUAAAAAUGAAACAAAAUUGACUCUAAGCGAUUGAAGAGAAAGAAAGAGAGCAACCACACCCUCCCCUCCCCCCUUUCCGCCCCCCUCCCCCACUGAAGUGGAAACAAGUAAAGGCGCGUAUGUGAGCGACCGUGUACGAGCAUCUCCGAGGGGCCGUCCUGCCAGGAGAAAAUCCGCCAGACUGAGCUGUCCCCCGUCUGCUCAGGACUAUCGGACUGGAAAACCUCCUCUACUCCGACCCCCCCCCCUUUUUCACCUGUCCUCAGACAUCCUCUCUUGAUAGACUUCAUAACAGCCCCCCCCCCCCAAAAAAAACUCCCUUCCUCCACUCGCGUAUUUCUGGUCGAGAAGAGACUGCGGAGCCAGGAGCAGGUCGGCGCGUCGCACUGCACUGCUCCGCGUCUCUGACGCACGCAAAUCACUGUAGAGACUCCAACACUGUAUGCAUGAGUCCCCCCCCCCCCCCCCCGUCCACCAGCAGCGUCCUCCUGCUGAGAAGACGAGACGACACAGUGGUCCGAUCUGAGAAGAACGCAUGCUACGGGGCAGUGAUUUUAAUACCUUCUGUAGGCUUAGAUGCUUCCUCUCUGCUGUAGGUAACCCAUAUUGUAUCACUAGUUAUUACCCAUAACCCCAUGACAGGGACCCGCCCCCGCCCCGCAGUAUGUUUGUGCGUGUGUAUAUAUGUACAGUAAUAAUACACACAGAGUAUGUUCCGGCUUUUACUUUGAAGGAGGACAUUGAGUGAGACCCCCGCACUCCUUCUUCUGUGUUUCUAGUCUUUGUCCAAAUCUCUUUUUUUCCCUUCCCACUGGCCUCUUCCUGUGUGACCGUGACCUCUUUAGCUUUUUUCCAUCCACAGCCGAAUGUAAAAGUGUUUUUAUAUCAUCUUUACACUCAUUUUCAUCCAUCUCUGGGAGAAAUACACAGACAUCCGGUGAUGACGGAGGGAAGUAUUGAUGUAAAUGUGGAUUGCGGCACAUUGAGAAUGCUGCUGGAAGCUGUUGUUGAUGAGUAUUAUUUAGCAAAAUUCCAAUAGUUUUAUGUGCUAUUCCGGAGAGAAACAUCAGGGAUGUGUUUGCUGUAGUUGUAGACGUUCCACUUUUCACUCACGGUGGCUUUUGGACAUGUUAAAUUGAUCAUAUUAAGAUCUUAGUUCCCCCUUGAUUCUACUUUUGAGCGUCCCGGACCAGUUUGCUCUCAUUUUCACUGUGGCAGCGCGUGAGGUUGAAUGAGGAUGAGUGUGAGAAUAAUAACGUGAGAGCAGGCGAUGACCUCAGCGGGACGAGGAACCUGGACUCGUUUUUUUUUGGAUUUAGCGUAAUGAUUGAGAUAUUUAGCCUUGUAAAUGAUUAACUAUGCUGUACAGUGCUUGCUGUUUGAGCUUGUGAGGACCGGCAGCAUGGCAGUUCUGUAAUCAGACGGCGUUGUUCCUCUGCUGGGGGGUGACUGAGGGAAGCAUCGUGUGCCACCGACUCAACUGCUCCCCCAUCACAGCGCGGUGCUCAUGUAAUGCCGGCGGAGCUAUUUAAGGUUCCUUUCCUUUGAAACUACUCCCAUCACACUCCUUUGUACACUUACAGCUCGUUGUUCUACAUUGUGUAGAAACUGUUGUCUUAAGGUCUGCUGUUUGUAAUUUUACUGUUUUUGUUCUGUUGUGGCCACCUAUUCAUUUGUACUUCAUGUAUGCGUUAGGACUUUAUAGUUAGUAAGAUCUUCGCAGUAUUGGACUUUUGUUGCAACUAGUCUCUUUUUUUUAUUAUUGAGUACCUUUGUAAUGUUCUCUUUGUUCUCAGCGUUAUGUACAGCAACGAUUCAAACGGUAAUUAAGUGCAUUAUUGUAAUGAUGUGUGUUGGUGAGUUUGAACGGAGACGGUUUUCUUUUUUUUUUUUAAACCCAUUCGUCCCGGGGCCCGUAGAAGCAGUCGUUCCUCUUGGCAUGUGCUACCCCGUAUCAUGUAAGGUUUGGACACACGUAAUGUUGUAUAUGAGUUCUAUAUUGGCUCAUCAUUUGCCUUCUACCAGCGCUUUCUUCUUGGCUUCGUCAGCGUCUAGUGGCCCAGUCACCUUUCCUGGGCUGCACCGAGAGUCACGUUUUUAACAUCAUAAUACUGUGCAACCGCAGAACAACAACGACAAGAAUAAUCUCUCCCGGUGUUACGGACUUUGCACUAUUAAGACAUUCUGAGGACUCUCCCGCUCAGGAUGGGAUCACUUGGACUGCGCUCAAUUCUCCGCACAUGUCUGCUGCGUCAGCCUGACCGCUCUGAUGGAAACGUCCCCUGUCAGAUGAGUUGUCGGUCUCCAUCUGGCCAGAGACUCGAAUGUAUUCAUGCACCACCCAGUCUCAACCAUAUGGUCUCAUUCUGCCAGACACGUCGGUUCUCCGCUGCAGGAACUGAAAAACUAGUUUGAAACUAAAUACUGCAGUUGCUGUCUUUUUUAUCUUUAUUUUUUAAUUUUGCCUGAAUGUUGUACAGACUGAUGAUGCAAAAAUCAAUCCCCAUAUUUUUUCCUCUUAAUCAUUCAGUAUUGUAAUAUAUUUAAUAUAAAAUAAAACUUUCAUCAACA